AAAAGAAUUAGAGAUACCAAGUUAGCAUAACUUGUGUUCUGGUGAUGCAUGUUGUAUAACCAAUCACCAUUUAUAAUUGUUAAUGUUAAUUAUUUAUGUAGUGAUACAGAGAGGUAACAGUACUUCACUAUAACUUAAAGAAUUACAUGGGAAUUUACCUUUUGAUACAGUUUCAAAUUCUUUUCGAUUACUACAGACACUGCAAGUUAACAUAUGGUUUUAAAUUUUGACAGAUAGUGUAAAGGAACGCAGCUUUAAAAGGAGCAGUGCAUUUGGAAAAUAGAAAACAAAAGAAGCAUUGGCUAAAACAGCAAGGUGACUUAAGGCUAGCAGUUGCUCCUAUGUGUGACGCUGAAAAAAAUAAUGACUGUAAGCCAAUUAAUACUUGGAAAAUACUAUAAUGGGGAAGAAAAAAGGAAAGGGAAAGAGUUCAUCUCAUGCAGACUCCUAUUCAGAUCUUUCAGUGUCUCAGUGUAAGCACAUCCGAAAGGCUGUGGAUCAAGGCCAUUUAAAGAAAACACUGUCUGAAUUCCCGCGGAAUGUAUGUCUAGAUUGCAAAGCAGAUGCUAGUAACACACAGCAGUCUGAAGAAGAAGUCGAAGAAAGUCCCACUAUCUGGUUGUGUCUAAAAUGUGGUUACCAGGGAUGUGGUAGGAACUCGAAUGAAAAGCAUGCACUUAAACAUUACGAGACUCCAAGAUCAGAACCACAUUGUUUAGUUCUUGGAUUAGAUACCUGGAGUGUAUGGUGUUACAUAUGUGAUGAAGAAAUACAUUAUAGCAGCAGUGGGAUGUUGGGACAGGCUUUGGUUUAUAUCAAGAAUUUGGCGAACAAAGAUCAGCAUAAUCACUACAAAAAACAACAAAUAAGCAAAACGGAAAACAGUGACAACAUAACAACUGAAAAAGAAGUGCAAAAUGCAAAGGAACAGGAAAACAAAACUGCUGCAAAUAAACCAGAGAAAGAAACGGUGUCAAGAAAGAGCAGUGAAGUGACAGUGAAAGGCCUAAGUAAUCUUGGGAAUACGUGUUUCUUUAAUUCUGUUUUGCAGAAUCUGUCACAGACACCAGUUCUGAAGGAACUUUUGAAAGAGAUGCACAAGAAUGACGUUGCUGUUACUGUAACCCAGUUAGACUCUUCUCUACCUCCUCUAAUAGUUAAUCUUGUGAAUCCAGGAUCUCUUACUUCUGCCAUGUACCAAUUUCUGACUGAAAUGCAUGAGACAAAAAAAGGUGUCGUUAUUCCUAAAGAGCUCUUCUCACAAGUAUGUAAAAAAGCAAUACGGUUCAGAGGAUUCCAGCAACAAGAUAGCCACGAGCUUCUCCGUUACUUACUAGAUGGUAUGAGAACAGAAGAGAUUAAGCGAAUUAGUGCUGGAAUAUGGAAAAUACUGCGUAAUUCAACUGAAAUUAUGGAUGAUGAAACACUGAAAAAUAAAAUUAAAGAUUAUGAAAAGAAGGGGGUAAUUAAAAGUUUUGUGGAUCAGAUUUUUGGUGGACAGCUCUCAAGUACCAUUAUGUGUGAGAACUGUAAAACGGUAUCCCUUGUUACCGAAUCAUUCCUUGAUCUGUCUCUUCCUGUACUAGAUGAUCAGAGAACUAAGACCACUGAAGAACAAAAGUCAAUAUUUGCUGACAUGGUGGAUGAAGAUAAAUAUAAUUUGGGUUAUAAGAAGGAAAGAAAUGACACAUCUACGAUUAGCAAACAUCAAGAAAAGAAAGUAAAGAAACAAGCCAGAAAACAAGCCAAGAACCAGCGUCGACAGCAAAACAUAAAAGGCAGAGUCGUUUCCUUAGAUGACCACUCUACUGAGCAAAAUAACAGUGAAAUACAGAACAAUAGUGAGGAUGUUUCAUUUAACCAUUCUGAUGUAGCAGAUUGCUCUCAGGAAGUGAAGGAGAAAUCUGUGGAAACUGCUGAGUUGCACUGUGUGAACCUUUCACAUGAAGAAGUCACUGUUAACAGAGAUGAAACACUGGAAACUUCUGCAAGUGCUGAAUGUACCACUGUCACUGAAGAUGCAUGUUAUGCCAGUGAUUCCAUAUCUGAUAGCACAAACAGAUUUCAAGGUCUAUAUCUUGAAGAUACUAUUGAAGACAAAGAGGAUGUUUCUGACAUUUUUGACAAUCUCACCUUGAAUGGUGGUAUACUCAGUGGAGAUGAAGAUGAAGCAGACAUGGAAGACAUUAGUAAAACACUGGAGACCAAGGAGUACCAAGUAGUGUGUGAAGACCCAGAAACAGCAUUUUGUACUCUUGCAGACAGAGGAUCCAUAAAUACAGAUCAGCUGUCUGUACAAGCAUGCUUAUACCGGUUUACCUUGAUUGAAUGGCUUACUGGGGCAAAUAAGCUGCAGUGUAAUAAUUGCACUCAAAGGCAGCACCAUGGAAAAAGUGAUGCAAAAGGUGAGAAAAAAUUUGUAUACACAAAUGCCCAGAAGCAGAUGUUAAUUUCGCUUCCACCAGCCAUCCUUACUCUUCACUUGAAGAGGUUUCAACAGACGGGGCAUAGUCUGCUUAAAAUAAACAAGAAUGUGCAGUUUCCAUUUGUGCUGGACAUGGCUCCAUUCUGUUCUCCAAAAUGCAAGAAUAUUGCAGAAGGAGAAAAGAGUGUGUUAUACAGUCUGUAUGGUGUAGUAGAACAUAGUGGUUCCAUGAAGUCUGGACAUUACACAGCCUUUGUCAAAGUACGAACUCCCAACGACAGACUUGUCGACCUUGUACUCAAUCAAAAUGUGCCUAAAACAGCAAAAGAAGCAGAACCACAGAAUGGAAACUGGUUUCACAUUAGCGAUUCCUAUGUGCAAGCAGUACCUGCCAAUAAAGUGUUGAGUUCACAAGCAUAUCUACUUUUUUAUGAAAGGAUCCUUUAAUUUCUUCUGGUAGAAUAACUGUGUAUUUUUGAUCCAUCUUUAGCAAUAAAUUAUUUUUGAAACAGAAAUAUGAGAAAUGGGACUUUAAACAGAAUAUUUUAUUUUCUAAUACUGAGACUGGAUUUCAGACUAUUAAAAAUUAUUUUAUGUCCAUAUGUAAAAAAAUACCUUUUCAUGUUUUCAAUAGUGGCAAGUUCCACUGUACUUUGAAAGUCUUUAAACCUAUGCAAAAAUAUCUGUUGUGAUAAGGACUAGAUGAAGGCCUAGUAUAACCUGCUAAGUUGAAUGGCCAUCAGAGGCAUGAAUUUAUUUAUAACAGUGGGUGCAGUACUAGUUUUAAAAAUAAGUUACAAGCACUAAUUUUAUUUCUUUGUUAAUGAAGUAGGCUGGUAUUAAUUUCUGUACUAGAACACUGAUAUGGUUUCCAUUGCUACUGGAGUGGUAUACUUAAGGAGUUCUCCUGCGUGUUGGGAGACCUUUGUAACAUUCCUGCAGAUUGGCCUUCAACACUGUGCUGUCACACCCAAUGUAACACUACCUGAGUGCUGCUUGAUAUGUAUCUCCUUGUCUUGUAGUCUUUUGUUCUGCUUUCCCUGUUUUUUCUUAUAAAUGAAAGUUACAAAUAAGAAUUGUGCUUUUUUUUAUUGAAAAGAAGUAUUUUGCAGCUCAGCAAAUUAUUUGAUGUAGAUUUUGUAAUGCUUUAUUGACACUGUUAUGUUGGUCAAGUUAACUUAUUGAUAUGCUUGGCAGGUUCUGUUCAGUAAUCGGCUAUUUUGAAGAGGCAUUAUUGCUGCCAUAGGUUUUGGAUUUGUUUUUGUCAUACACGAAUAUAGUAUAUUACCUGGCUACAUGAGGCUUUUUGCAGCGACUUGUCAAGCAAGAACAUUUUGGUGUACUUCAUAGGAUAAAAUAGUAAAGGGCAGAGUAUGAUGUAGACAGCCUUAGAUCAAGUUAAUAGUCCAGGAAGUGGAGGAUCCAGUGAGAGGAGAUGAAAGUGAGAGGUUUUUCACAGCUCACCUUUCUCUGGGGGAAGGAAGAAGAUUGACCUACUGUUGCUCUAGCCUCUGUUGGUGGCAGAAAUCAAGUACAACAGCAGACUGAUUAUGAUCACUUGAAUGCAGCAAGUAGUGUUCUUUCAAAUGCUGCCACCUGUUGUGUCAGCCAUCACCGUGGCUGUACUACCCAUCAGCCCAUUAUAAGCCCCAGAAUUAAUGAGGAGGAAUUCCCCUUUAUUUUAAUCAUCCCAGUAUUUAUAGAAUAAAAACUCACAUCAUCCUGAUUCUUAGCAUUUAUUUGCAGAGCGGUUGAACUUCUGUAAACAUUUGAUAAGUAGACCACUUACCUUUAUUUCAUUCUGAAGGCUGAUCCUGCCCUCCUAGUUACACAUAUGACUUCUGACACUCCUAGUACAGCAUUGGCAUCUCCAGAAAUGCUACUUUUUACUAGAGUAUGAAUGUAACUGGGUAUCAUGAAAGGGUUUAUACCUGUAGUUCGCUGGCAGUCAGAGCUCAUAAUUACGUAAAGCAGAUUAUCCUUUCAGAACACUGUUUUAUUUUAGAAGCAGGACAUAGGACAUUGCAAAAAAACAAACAAAAAAAAAACAUGGAUUUUAAGGAGAAGGAAGAUUUGAUUUCUUGUUAUUAAAAUAUUGAGUCUGUAGACUUUCUGUUAUUAAAAUGUAUUCAUGAUGCAGUUGAUGUUGCUACUAGAUCUGCUAUAACAGCUACAGCCAUGCUCCAAUACAACAAUGCCUAGUUGUGCCUUAGGGCAUUAAAACUCAGAUCUUUGAUAUUUCAGUUAUACAAAAUAUAUUUGGUUCUCCUACCUCAAAUCUGUUAGUCUUUGGAAGAAAAUACUGUUCCAUCUUUUCACAGAAAUUGUACAUCCUCAGAAAAAUAUUUACCGAAGACUGGGAACUGUCAAACAACCCCUUUCAUGUAAACUGCUUAAAUCAAAAUGCUGCAAACCAGCAAGCUCAAAGAAUGAGUAAAGUGGUAUCUUUUGAAAUUGUCAGUUAUAUGGGUUCACUAACAUAUUUGUUUUAACUUGGUAGGAAAUGUGAAAGACUGCUUACUUAGUAGUUUUUUGUAGUGCUACUUUCUGUUUGUGGGAGCUUUGCAAACUCAAUAAAUAACUGCUUUUAG
Messenger RNA from Protopterus annectens (West African lungfish), 5016 nucleotides. RefSeq names its product ubiquitin specific peptidase 16 (gene USP16). Gene Ontology annotation, molecular function: zinc ion binding; cysteine-type endopeptidase activity; cysteine-type deubiquitinase activity. The transcript has 19 exons. The coding region runs from base 401 to 2872 and encodes 823 amino acids. The record is from RefSeq and is a predicted model, not a curated record. Gene Ontology annotation, cellular component: cytosol; nucleus. NCBI's taxonomy places the organism in Eukaryota, Metazoa, Chordata, Ceratodontiformes, Protopteridae. Gene Ontology annotation, biological process: protein deubiquitination.